AUGAGCGACAUCAGUGACAGUGACGCUGUCCCCCACGGGACGGCGGUCAUAACGCUGGUGAAGCCCCCCAAGCUUACGAGCUUCUCCCCCGAGUUUCUGGUCGAGUGGACCAAGAAGUGGGAGAAGUUCAAGCGUGACCUGAAAGAGGAAUGCACGCGGACGAAGCGAGACUACACGUCCGCUAUACCGUCCAUCCGGUCGCUGGCAGAGCCGGCAGACCUGCUCGAUGACAUGAUCGAGUACUGUUGGCAUGUUACGGAAGAUGUAGCUACGGACGAAUUCGUCUUGAAAAAGAUGGAUGAGAUCCUUGCGAAACCUCUUAACAACGCCAUCCCAGACGCUGAAAAUGCGUUGUCGACCCUGAAAUGGGACCUCGACGAAAAGGACGUGUCCAUGAGAGUGGUCCGCUUCCUGGGAGGGGCAAGAAGACUCCUGAAGGAAAACGCACUUCUGGGCGACCUGGAAGGAAAUAGUCGACGUAAAAAGAUUAUUUACAUCCUCAUCUCCAAGGUGAAACCAGGCGUCUUGCGAGAAACCUUGAGACAAAAGGUGGAACGCAUAUUGGACGAAAACCCUACGUUCGGGCUUACCGACCUAUCCAAGGAGCUCAUGGAGCUUGCCCUGGAAAACCAAAGAGCAUUUGACGCUGCAAAGCGCAAUGCCAAGAAGCCCACUCCUGAAAAACGGAAGAUGGAUGAUGACUUGUCAUCUGGAAGAGACACCAAGCACGUCGCGAUCACGACGGAGGCAAAGGUGGUGACAAAGGUGGCGGUGAUGCUGGAGGUAACAACCCUCCACCUGCCGGAGGAAAGCCUUCCGCCAGUGACAAGUCUCCCUGGAAAGGGAACACGGGAAACGACCGACGUGACUAUCGCGGAGGUCGUGGCCGUGGACGCGGUGAUGGUGGACGAGGCCGAGGAAGAGGCCGACCACACAACCGAGGACAAUACAACGCGGAGCCCGUCGACCGAGACGCUGGCUACCACGUUGAUACUUCUGAACCAAAGAAGGAUCAAGUCAAACGAACUGCGACCCCAUGGGCGCGAACGCAGCAGUCGAACCCUGAAAAACGGGUGCAGGCGAAUGAGCCGGACGGAGAGCGUGAGCCCGCUGCAACUGGGCGCGCAAAGGCGCGGACAGUUUCGAUAG
Molecule: messenger RNA, 1149 nt
Organism: Aphanomyces invadans
Lineage: Eukaryota; Oomycota; Saprolegniomycetes; Saprolegniales; Verrucalvaceae
Exons: 2
Coding region: 1-1149 (382 amino acids)
Source: RefSeq, a predicted model, not a curated record